AUGCAUCCACACCAUCAUCCCUUUUACGAUUCAUUCUGGUCACCAACAGCAGCACAAGAUCCACUUCCCAACUUUUCAUAUGGAUUGUCAGUGUUGCAUCAGAAGCUCCAGCAGUCGAUUGAAGAGAACACGGUGAUUGCCAACUAUCUGAGACAACGAGCUGCCGUCGAAAGGAGCUAUGCACAACAACUUGCAAGUCUACAAGCGGUUCCCAAACCCGGCAAAGCCUUUGAACGUGAUGUGGGUGCUGGUUUGAAAAAGUGCUUCGAAGUAGUACGCGCCGAGAGCAUCGAAUCAGUUGAGACGCAUAGACGCCGAGGUGAUAAUCUUGUCAGUACAGCACUGGAUCCUCUUGAACGAUUUGGAGCACGCUAUGAAAGGAUUGUCACUCGUACUCGUAAAGAUAUGGAACAAUGCAUUGCACGAUUUGAUCAAAGUGGCAAGGAACUUGAGCAAGCCAAAGCAACGUACAAUGCCAAAUGCCGUGCACUUCAAAUGGUCGAUCCUGAUUUUGUCCCACCCGAUCAACCUACUUGGCUUGGCAGAUGGACUUUUACACAACGCCAAAUCGCUCAUUUAUUGGAUACUAUGGAGGAUGGCAUGAAUGGACAAACGAUAUUGGAUCGUGUCGUUAUCUAUUGUCAGCAACAAGAACCACCUACAACAUUGGAUGAUGAGAUUGAUGAUUGGGAUCCAUCCGUUGCUGGGAUACGAAAAAGCAGCAGCAGCAGCACAGGCCGUCUCUCAUGUGUCCGAUUCACUGAACCAGAAAAGGAUGCAUUACAAAUAUGCGAAGCACUCGUUGCUCAAGGAUUUCUACAAGCACAGAAACCAAGUAGUGGUUUUCGCCUUGAUGUUCAAUACAUUCCACAUUAUCCAACAGGCGCUCUUGGGAAACCAGAUGAUUAUGAUGAUAAUGAACAACGACGAUCCGUUGAGUCAACAUCCAACAGCAGCAGCAGCAUUGGUGGCAUUUUCGGGAGAUGGGGUCGUUCCAAUCAUAGUCAACAACAACAGCGUGAUAUUUUGAUCCAAGAGAUGAAUCAGGCGGAUAGGACUUAUCGUGCUAGCGUGAAACAUGCUGAUCGUUUGCGAAUGCAAACAGAGGAAUCCUUGUGUAAUCACUAUGAAGAAAUGCAAAGUCUGGAACUAGAACGAGUGCAAACUAUCAAGCAAGCUUUCAUCACCAUGGCAGCUACCUUGUCCAAUACCAUACCGCUUUGUGCAGAGCUUUAUGAUCGGAUGAUGCUAUAUCAGGAAACGCUCAAACCCGACAAGGAUGUGGAGUUCAUUGUCGAGCAAUAUCGCACAGGGAGAUUUUGUCCAAGACCUAUCCUUUACAACAAUUUUUAUUAUGGCUCUGCUAUGGAUCAAGUUUUUGGUGUCUCAUUGGAAGAAUAUUCACGUAUGCACAAGGUGGUGAUCCCACCAUUAAUAUCAAAAGGAUUGGCUGCUAUUGAAGCAGGUUUCUCCAAGAUAUACAAAGAAGAGCGAGUCAAGAUGUGGGUAUCCGAACUUCAACUUGAUCAAGCCCAUGAAGCUCGUGAAAGGUUAAAUGAUCCGGCACGAUCAUUGGUGUAUACUGCAGAGCAUCUAGAGCGUUACGACGUGCAAGUUCUUACAUCGGUGAUCCGUUUGUACCUUAUGGAACUACCCGAGUGCCUUAUUACCUUCGAGCUAUAUGACCCUAUCAAGCUGUUAUAUACCAAUCAGCAUUUAGACGAUCCAUCAAAAGUAGCAUCCAUCACAAAGUUGCUGGCGACUUUACCGUCAUCUCAUUAUUACACGUUAAAAGCACUUAUGGCUCAUUUUCAUGGGAUCGAUCAAGUGGCUGAUGACAAUGAGGACAAUGCAAAGUUGGAUGAUGGCCAAGAAGCACCAACGCCCAUGAAUGCAUCCAAGGAUAUUGCCGCUAGUAUCAGUCAUAUCCUGGUGAGACCACAAGUGGAAUCAACACUCAAUUUACACGAUCGACAUCCUUAUCGAUUGGUGCGUGAUUUGAUCAAGCAUUAUGAUACCAUAUUUUCCGAGCAAUCUGUUCAGUCUCAUGAAAAUCACAUCCAUCGUCGUGCUAUUGUCGCUACGUCACCUACAAGCCCUGAUAAUGAGACUUCGCUUGAUGAUGAUAACAACAAUAAUGGCUUUUCAGGAUCGUCAGCAGCAUCAUCAUCUGGAUCAUCCGUACUACUAUCUACACCAACAACAAAUGCCAACUUUGUUCAUGACACUGAUGAACCCCUUAAAUCACCUACAUCACCACGUAGUGGCAGUAAACGCAACUUGCUUUCAUUUAUGCGACGUAGCUCAUCCACCGCUACAUCUUCAAGUUCAUCAGACCGCACGCCAACAACAUCAUCUAUUCCCACAGCUUCAAGUACCCCACGUCGACCUAUUCCAAUGCCAUCCAAAAGUACUCUUUUUGAAGAUCCUGAUGGUGAUGACGAUGAUGAAGAAGAUGACGAAUCAAGGACAACACGACCUUCAUCCAAUGAUGAUCGCACCUCCUUAUCAACAGAGGAUCAGCCAAUGAAAAAUAUGACAUCAGAUAAAGCAUUACCCCCUGUGCCUUCCAAUGAGACACCAUCAACCAAAAAAGACGAACAAGGAGACAAUGUUACCACCACAACAACAACAUUACCCGAUACCACCAACAAAGAGCCCAUAUCCAUGGAGAAGGAAGGAGACAAACCACAACAACAUCAUUCAAGGAUGUCAUCGGUUGGAACAUUCCAAGGAAGUCUUGAUUCUUUCUUCAAAGAUGAUGAUUUGUAG
Molecule: messenger RNA, 2772 nt
Organism: Lichtheimia ornata
Lineage: Eukaryota; Fungi; Mucoromycota; Mucoromycetes; Mucorales; Lichtheimiaceae
Exons: 8
Coding region: 1-2772 (923 amino acids)
Biological process (GO): small GTPase-mediated signal transduction; cytoskeleton organization
Cellular component (GO): plasma membrane; division septum; cell division site
Molecular function (GO): GTPase activator activity
Source: RefSeq, a predicted model, not a curated record